AUGUCUACCGUUUACUUUGAUGUCUCCGCUGAUGGUGAAAGAUUAGGAAAGAUCACUUUCAAAUUAUAUGAUGAUGUUGUUCCAAAAACUGCUGAAAAUUUCAGAGCUUUAGCUACUGGUGAAAAAGGUUUUGGUUACAAAGGUUCUAUUUUCCACAGAGUCAUCCCUCAAUUCAUGCUUCAAGGUGGUGAUUUCACCAACUUUAACGGUACUGGUGGUAAGAGUAUUUAUGGUACCAAAUUUGCUGAUGAAAACUUUGUCAAGAGACAUGAUAGACCAGGUUUGUUAUCUAUGGCCAAUGCUGGUCCAAACACCAAUGGUUCUCAAUUCUUCAUUACCACUGUUCCAUGUCCAUGGUUGGAUGGUAAACACGUUGUUUUCGGUGAAGUCACUGGUGGUUUAGAUGUUGUUAAAAAGAUUGAAUCUUUUGGUUCUGGUAGUGGUGCUACUUCUAAAAAGAUUGUCAUUGAAGAAUCUGGUCAAUUGUAA
Molecule: messenger RNA, 489 nt
Organism: Candida dubliniensis CD36
Lineage: Eukaryota; Fungi; Ascomycota; Pichiomycetes; Serinales; Debaryomycetaceae
Gene: CYP1
Product: peptidylprolyl isomerase
Exons: 1
Coding region: 1-489 (162 amino acids)
Biological process (GO): protein peptidyl-prolyl isomerization; protein folding
Molecular function (GO): peptidyl-prolyl cis-trans isomerase activity
Source: RefSeq, a predicted model, not a curated record